Molecule: messenger RNA, 311 nt
Organism: Pterocles gutturalis (yellow-throated sandgrouse)
Lineage: Eukaryota; Metazoa; Chordata; Aves; Pterocliformes; Pteroclidae
Gene: SDHD
Product: succinate dehydrogenase complex, subunit D, integral membrane protein
Exons: 2
Biological process (GO): tricarboxylic acid cycle; mitochondrial electron transport, succinate to ubiquinone
Cellular component (GO): mitochondrial envelope; membrane
Molecular function (GO): heme binding; ubiquinone binding
Source: RefSeq, a predicted model, not a curated record
GCAGUUCCAAGGCUGCAUCUUUGCACUGGACAGGUGAGCGAGCUGUCAGUGUCCUCUUGCUGGGUCUCCUUCCUGCAGCCUACCUGUAUCCAGGGCCAGCCGUGGACUAUUCACUGGCUGCUGCCCUCACGCUCCACGGCCACUGGGGUCUUGGACAGGUUAUAACUGACUACGUCCAUGGAGAUACACCCAUUAAACUGGCCAAUACUGGUUUGUAUGUACUGUCGGCCGUUACCUUCGCUGGCCUCUGCUACUUUAACUAUUACGAUGUUGGUAUCUGCAAGGCUGUUGCCAUGCUGUGGAGCCUCUGA